Chiloscyllium plagiosum (whitespotted bambooshark) is the source of this 4167-nucleotide messenger RNA. It is a transcript of the gene lbr, whose product is annotated as lamin B receptor. Gene Ontology annotation, cellular component: endoplasmic reticulum membrane; nuclear inner membrane. The record is from RefSeq and is a predicted model, not a curated record. Gene Ontology annotation, biological process: cholesterol biosynthetic process. Gene Ontology annotation, molecular function: Delta14-sterol reductase activity. NCBI's taxonomy places the organism in Eukaryota, Metazoa, Chordata, Chondrichthyes, Orectolobiformes, Hemiscylliidae.
GACGACCGUUAUGGAAUGCGUCGCUCGUGCGGCCGGGUUCGGCCAAUCGGCGAGCGGCGCGGCCUUUCAAACCCUUCGCUCUGGACCAAUGAGCGGUCUUGGCGCUUUAGCGGUUCUUGCGAGCUGUGGCGGCGGAAAACAAGAACUUUCGUAUUUCAAAAAGAAACCGCCUUUUUAGAGUGCACGAGAAGAGUUUAUUUUGAAGACUUAAACGUUUCAACUAAGAGAAUGCCAGCCAAAACUUUCUCAGAUGGUGAAAUGGUCAUGGGUCGUUGGCCAGGUAGUCAUCUGUACUAUGAGGUACAGGUGACUGGUUACAACAAGAGCACCCAGCUGUAUGCAGUCAAGUAUAAGGAUGGAACUGAGCUGGACCUGAAAGAAAGUGAUGUCAAGCCCUUAAAUUAUUUUAGAUCGAGGAAAAGCCAUUCAAGAUCAUCUUCUCGACAACGUAGUCGAUCGCGAUCACGUUCUCCUGCUAGAACACAAGCCCCCAAGCGUUCAACCUCUCGAGGCAGGGAGUCUAAGAAACUUGUGCAGAAGGAAGAAGUGCAAAAGGAAGAUGUACCUGCAGUGAAACUUGUCCAUCAGCUUCAGGAGAAUAGCGCAAGCAGCAAAACUACCUCUGUGACAGACUACAAAGAGGAGAAGGAGGAGAACAAUACCAAGAAUACCUACAGAAUUAUUGAGCACAAGGUAUGCAAAGAACUUGUAACAGACCAGCUGGGUCUCCCUUACAAUCUCCGAGCCAAGAAGCAAGAAGAAAAAGUUGUCGAACUGGAAACAAAAGACGACCGUCUAUACGUUAAAAAGCAAGCAGUGCGGACCCAAGAACGGGAGUUUGGAGGUCAAGUUGGUGUCGUCUUCUUCAUGCUCUUAUUGCCCUUCACGCUCAUUCUGUUGCUUUUGAUGUGUACAGAAGAUGAUGCCAGUAUUUUGAAUUUUCCACCCCCUGUGCCAGCCCUGCAGACAUUGUGGAGCAGUAUUGCACUGGGCAUCUAUGUCCUGUGGUUUUUAUUUCAGGCUCUGCUGUCCUUACUGCCCGUUGGAAAGAUUAUUGAAGGAGUACCGCUAGCAAAUGGAAAAAAGCUUGAAUACAGGAUUAAUGCAUUCUAUGCAUUUGUGCUGUGUGCUGCUGCAUUAGGUGUUGCCCUGUACAAUGAGGUGAACCUGAGUUACAUUUACAGCAACCUGUUGCAGCUUGCAAUCUCUGCAAUGGUGUUUUCAGUUGUCCUGAGUAUUUACCUGUAUGUGCGCUCCUGGCGUGUUCCUGCAGAUGAGAUAGCAGAAGGAGGAAAUUCUGGUAGUUUUAUUUAUGACUUCUUUAUUGGGCGUGAACUGAAUCCUCGUAUCAGAAACUUUGAUCUGAAGUUCUUCUGUGAAUUACGUCCAGGUUUGAUGGGCUGGGCUGUCAUUAACUUGGGAUUGCUGUUUGCUGAGAUGGAAGUGCAGGGCCGUGAGGCGCCCUCAUUGGCGAUGAUACUGGUUAACAGUUUCCAACUUCUGUAUGUGAUGGAUGCACUCUGGAAUGAGGCAGCAAUUCUGACCACCAUGGAUAUUGUGCAUGAUGGAUUUGGAUAUAUGCUGACAUUUGGAGAUCUGGUCUGGGUACCAUUUGUAUACAGUCUACAGGCUUUCUACCUGGUUAAUCAUCCGAAUGAACUCAGCUGGCCUGCAGCUCUUGUGAUCAUUGCACUCAAUACUGUUGGUUAUAUCAUAUUCCGAGGAGCGAAUUCACAAAAGAAUGCUUUCAGAAGGAAUCCUCAUGAUCCCAAACUGGCAAAUUUAAAAACUAUUCCUACAGCAACAGGGAAGAGACUGAUUGUUUCUGGAUGGUGGGGAUUUGUCCGUCACCCAAACUACCUCGGUGAUCUGAUCAUGGCUUUGGCUUGGUCUCUGCCCUGUGGGUUCAAUAACAUCAUUCCGUAUUUCUACAUAAUUUACUUAACUUGCCUCCUUAUUCACCGUGAAGCCAGGGAUGAGCGUCAGUGCAGGAAGAAGUACGGUGUGGCUUGGAAUAAGUAUUGCCAGCAGGUCCGCUACCGAAUCUUCCCAUACAUCUACUGAGCAAGUCUGUUACACCCAUUAGAUUACAUGCCUCUGCACAUUAUUGUGACUUGUGUUUUGAAGAAAAUGCUAAUGUAUUCAUCCAAUUUUAAUCAUGAGGCUGGCUGUUUUUAAAAGUAUUUAUACUUUUUUUUUGUUAUAACCCUGACCCUGUCCCUGCCUCUUUUUAUAAAAGAAAAACUUCAUUCAUAGCUAGCCACGUAUUUACAGCAGAACAAAGUACGUAACCUUUCUAUCGACGCAAUGCUCCGGCAGAUUCUUUUAACAUUUGAAAUAUAUUCCUUGUAGUACAUUUUUGUUUCUUUGAUGGAAGGAACAGGAUAGCUUGAGAGACAAAUGUUUUGUGCUGGUAUUGUUAAGUAACUCUGGUAAAGACUAAACUAUAAACAUGGUUAAUUAUUUAAAGAUUUGAUGUGAUAUUCACUUCACAAAAGGGUUCACUUCUCUCAGGUAUUUAUGAAAUAUGUGCUGAUUAUAUUGAGACCUGUUUAAGGAUGGUUAUAAAAUCAUUGGUGUUCCUCAUAGCAGUUUACAACAUCUCCUGUUUAAACAUUAGCUGUCUUAAAGAAAAUUAAGACUUUCUAUUGUUCACUUGUUGAUUCUUCUGUGUAUUAAUCAAGACAGGUCCUGCGUGAUGCAUGUUAUAGUUUUGAAUCUUUAUUCAAAUUGUCAUGAUUGCAAAACAUUGCAAAUUUCCCCCUCACCCAUUUAAGAAAAAGUAAUUAAACUACCGGAAUUAAUGGCCACUUCCCAUCUCUUUUUGGAUACUUUGGCCAGUUGCUUUAGUUUGUAAUUUUAUUUUGAAGCUUUGUAAUUCAUUCACCUUUUUAGAAAGUCAGGAUAGGGAACUGAAGAACUGUUACCUAACUGGCUAUAACUAAAUGUGAAUAUUGUAAUCACCAUUUUGGUUAUUCCUUUCUUCCCUAUCCAUUUUCCUUCUUUCUCUAUCUGCCCACUCAACUAUCCUGAAUCAUGAUAUUCAGAUUAUUUGAUAGUGCAUAGUCCAAGUUCAGCCCAAAUGGAUUCUUGCCAGAUCUUUGCAAUGCUCCGCCUUCGAUUCUCUGUUUCCCUUCAUAUCUCUUUUCCCCAGAAGUAAUAUUUAAAAGAGAUCCCCAUCUGGGAGUAUAGAAUAAUUGAGAACCUGGAACCUUUACAGCUCUGUAGGAUAAUUAUCAUUUUAAGGAAGUACUUCUAGAUUGUAAACCUUAAAGUACGUUAAAAUUCCAUUGUGUAUUACAAGAUUUUCUUCUUUUGUUGAAUUUUUCUGAUUAUAGUGACCUAUGCAGUUUUUAUACUGAGAGACAUCUUUAGAACAGGGAUCCAAAGUAAUUUAGCCACUCUAGAUUUCUUCAAAUGCCUUGCUGUUUCUGGUUGAGUCACAGUGCUACUUUUUAUGUGAAGAAUAUACACAGGAAGGCUCAUGAUUUAUCCUCCACAAAACUUCGUGAAGUCUGUUUAAAUGAAGACAAAUAGUGUUCAUGGAUAUUGUAAAUACUUCAAUGGCACUGAAAGGUUUACUGAAAUGAGCCAGAGAAUUGAUAACUAGAGCAUUCACUUUUUUCCAGUGCUGGCAGCCUGAGGGUGGGUUAAAUCUUCAACCACAUCAAAAACAUUUAGUGCAGGAAAGUAUAAAGGCAAAAUACUGUAGAUGCUGGAAAUCUGAAACAAAUACCAAGAAAGCCAGAGAAAUGCAACAGGCCUGGCAUCUGUGGACUGAAAAACAAGUUGAUGUUUUGAGACCAAAUCAACUCAGGAAGAGUACUCAAUAUUUGCUCUUUUUCUCCCCAGAUGCUACCAGCUGGGUUUCUUCAGCAUUUCUAUUUAUUCAGUGCAGGAAAGUGUUUAUUUGCCCAGACACAAGUGACGACAAGUUUUGAUCCUGCGGCUUUAGAAAAUUCAGGUGCACCACAUUUUCUACCAAUCUGAGCUGUCAUUUCCAAUACUCUGGCUUUGGUUCCUUGAAUCCUGUUUUUAUCUUUGAUUUGGAUUCCUUUAGGAUAUAAAGGUUGCACAACACCAGGUUAUAGUCCAACAGGUUUAUUUGGAAGUACUAACUUUCAGAGUGCUGCUCCUUCAUCAGGUAACUAGUAAGGCAGGAUCAUA